This is a messenger RNA of Rangifer tarandus platyrhynchus (Svalbard reindeer), 333 nucleotides long. The record is from the annotation of a GenBank genome assembly. Lineage: Eukaryota; Metazoa; Chordata; Mammalia; Artiodactyla; Cervidae.
AUGCCACAUGCCUUUGGUGGAAGUACAUCUGUGAUUAUUCUAUACAUGGAGGAGAGUGGGGUUAGGAAAAAAGACAGAGAGGUAAUGACAGACACACAGUGGAGACCCCGCACCGUCUCACGGCAAACCAAGGGCUGUGGGGCUUCGGCUUCACGUGGCUGCCAAGCCCCAGUUGCAUAUGUGCUCAUACACAUGGCUGUGGGGUGCAGGGGUGGAGACAGCGAAGACACAGAAGAGGGGACAGGCUGGGUGAGAAAGACAGUAGGAGGGCUGCGUCCCCAGAAGCACAGAGCCAACUACCUCUGGGACAGACGGGGCAGAACCCAGAAGUGA